AUGCGCAGAGGCAAGCGGAAGGUGGUGGAUCUCAGCAGCGAUGAGGAGAGUGACUAUGCCCCGCCGUCUGAUGACGAGGAGCCUAGUUCCCCUGUCAUGAUGGACGAUGCUCCUGAGCCUGUAAAGAAGCAGACAUCUAGGCCGGCGACCAAGAAGGUCAAACUUCCUCCACCACUACCACCAGCUCUUGCCUCAAAAGGUGUGUAUAACAAGGGAAAAAAUGGCUUUUGCUUCACGAGCUUGCAGAAAUCGAAACCCAAGGUCAACAGCCAAACUGAUGCGGCAUCACCGACUACCCCACCGCGUGUGCCCACCAGAAAGCCUCAGCCGACGACACCAUCUACACCGACACCUGCGUCUCAGAGGUCCAAAAUUGUUACGUCAAAGACUCAAGGAGCAACGGUAUCGCGCUCACCCCGAAAAGCCAAGCUUGAUGCAUCUGCAAAGAUUACGCAGCUCAGCGAAGCCGAAUUAGAAACUCGGACCAGCAUUGCUAUCGACGAAGCGAACCAGCGCGAGAGAGCAACAGCUGAAGCUGGAGUUUUCGAGCAAGUCAGAGGUGGCAUGCGGGCCAUGUCAAUCACACCGGCGCCUGGCAACGCUGCAGAGGACGUGGAAAUGCUGGCCGACGUCUCAGACUCCGAGAUCACAUCCCCCAAACACGGCGCUGGAUUGAGUUCAUGGACAGACUCUCGCUUCAACGGUGACAGGUAUCUUGCCAAGUCUCGCGCUGCUCGGCCCAUAGUGGAAGACGACGAAGACGACGACUACGACGACCCGGACAUCAGUAAGUACAGCGUCAUCAACGGCAUUAUUGUGCAUGAGGCGGAUCGAGAGAGACUGAGACUGACGCAAGAGCAGGAAAGGCUUAUGAAAUCAAGAGGGACAGACGGUGGCAGUCGCGCACGUGUAGUGACCGCAGUUGAGAUGCCGGAGCAUGCUCAGGGUAUGGCCGGGCGGAGUGGGAGGCGCGCGAGGAAGACUAUGAGAUGA
This is a messenger RNA of Alternaria infectoria, 993 nucleotides long. RefSeq lists its product as uncharacterized. The record is from RefSeq and is a predicted model, not a curated record. Lineage: Eukaryota; Fungi; Ascomycota; Dothideomycetes; Pleosporales; Pleosporaceae. The coding region runs from base 1 to 993 and encodes 330 amino acids. The transcript is spliced from 2 exons.